This is a messenger RNA of Aplosporella prunicola CBS 121167, 436 nucleotides long. RefSeq lists its product as uncharacterized. The transcript has a single exon. NCBI's taxonomy places the organism in Eukaryota, Fungi, Ascomycota, Dothideomycetes, Botryosphaeriales, Aplosporellaceae. The record is from RefSeq and is a predicted model, not a curated record. The coding region runs from base 131 to 349 and encodes 72 amino acids.
UCUUUCAUCUCCACGCUCGGCUUGCCUGUGCAAUCCCUGAACCGUGUCGCGACGCUCAUUCCCUGCAAGGGCUGUUAACUCCAGCUGGUCGGACGAUGAACAAGGCUUUGCAUAUAUCUGUACAUACAGCAUGCCGUCGAUCGGCCAGGGCUUCUCACGCCUUUCGGCUAUCUUGACUACCUUGUCUACUCGCAGUGCCAUCGCUUGUAGACGCAUGCUGCUCCGCUUGACCCUGGGGAUGCGGUAUAUAUUAGAAGCAUCUGGUUAUGCUACCUCUCGUCCGUCUCACACCGUUCCACCUGAGCCUCCCUCGUCGCGAGCAUCUUGUCAGCCGAUCGCCGGGAGAUAGUUACUGCUGCCGCCUUACGGGUAGCUACAUCUUACCACGCUUCCUUCACUGUUGCUCCCGAUUUGCAUUGCGAGGGUAUCUUGCACC